UCUCUCGCGAAAGAGAGAAAGAAAGAAGUAAAAGGCAAAGGAAGAGACGGAGAAGACUUAGUAAGGAGAAUCCAAUCCGCGUCUUUGAUCGAUCUUUCUGCUUUCCCUUUGAGAAGAUUUUGAUGAAACAGAAGCUGUCUCUUAGUUACAGAUUGAGGAUUUUCUCCAAUCACUCUCUCUAAAAACUUAGUUGAAGGGGAUUCAAGUAUAAUCACAUGGGCAUCAAACAAUGUUGUGAACCAGGGAGGCUUUUCAUUUUUCUCUUUUCUUGAUGAGAUUUAAGAUCUUCUAUCUUGCAUAAACCUUUUUUUGCUUGUGGAGUUUGAGCAUAGAGAAGCUGAUGGUUUAGCCAAUACAUCAGCCGUAUAAGGAAUGAGAUGGCCGAAUUUUUGUAUUGGGAACAUUUUCCAUUAUCUUUGUUGUACUUUAUCUUCUUGAAUAAAAUUGAUAGUCACAACAAAGGGCUUUAAUUGUGUCUGAUACUUGGUUUUGUACAGUUCAGUGCACAACUCAGGGAAUUAUUUAUGAAUUACAUAUUUGUUGGGCACUUUGUGAUUGCAGUCGACAAUACAUGCCUUUGUUGCUGGCCUCUGUUGGGAACAUGGGACUCCUUUCCAUUCAAUGUAGUCUUACGUGUGCAAGGCUCGUCCCCCUCUCCAGUUGAUGAAAGCUUAUCUCGCUGCAUGUAGCAAAAUAUAUUUGCAAGCUAUCAGAUUAUUUUUAAGUAAGCAACAGAAUCCAAGGAGCUGAUGCUGAGAAAACCAUGCAGCUGUACCAUCACCCAUAUUCCCUUGACAGCCAGAAGGUGCGGAUUGCAUUGGAGGAGAGAGGCAUUGAUUAUACAUCAUAUCAUAUGAAUCCUCUCACAGGGAAGAACAUGGACACCUCAUUCUUCCGUAAGAAUCCCACUGCAAAGCUGCCUGUCUUUCAGAAUGGUGCUCACAUCAUCUAUGAGACUAUUGGGAUAAUCCAGUAUAUUGACAGAGUCGCAGAUGCUUCUAGUGGUGAAAACAAUGCUUCUGUUGAUAGGAGAGAAGUUAUGGAAUGGAUGCAAAAGAUACAAAGUUGGAACCCCAAGAUAUUCACACUCUCACAUGUCCCAGAGAAGUACCGGCUCUUUGUUUCCAAAUUUGUGAGGCGGGUAGUAAUCGCUCGGAUGGCCGAGGCGCCUGAUCUAGCCAGCAUAUACCACCUAAAGCUUAGGGACGCAUAUGAAACAGAGGACAAGCUUAAAGACCUAGAUGUUUUGAAGCAGAGUGAGCAACAGCUAGCCCGGCUUCUCGAUGAAGUGGAGAUGCAGCUGAAUGAGACACCGUAUCUGGCUGGUGAGGAGUUCACAGCGGCGGACUCGAUGCUUGUUCCGGUGCUGGCCCGGAUAGUCCUUUUGAAUCUAGAAGAGGAAUACAUCAGUAGCAGGCCAAAAAUUGCAGAGUACUGGAAGGUGGUGCAGAGUAGGGCUAGCUAUAGAGCAGUGAUUGGGAAGUAUUUCUCAGGUUGGAGAAAAUACAUGACCCUGUGGAAGACCUGGUGCUUUGUUCGCAUAAGAAGUAUGCUUAAAAGGUACUAAGCCGAAAUGGGGAGCAAGUGUUGAGGUGAAUGAAGAACGUAAAUAAAUGUAGAAAGAAAUGUUCUUUGAUGUAUGAUACAGGCCAACAAAAGAUAGGAUGUGGGAUGGAUUGCGCAGGUUUUGUAAAGGGAGGGCGGAUUGCUGGUGGCAUGAAAUAAGGCAAGUUGGGUAGAGAUUUGUCGGUAACAAGAAGUUUCCAGUUUGAUUGUGUUUUUGCUUCUUCUUCUUCUUCUUUUUUUAUCAUGUUUCUAACUCAGGAAAGGCGAGAAUGGUUUGCCGAUGGAUGCUUUUAUCUUCCAACGGAAGCCACUACUAGUAGUGAGUUGUGCUCAGUAUCCGCUCUUUUAGAUUUUGCCUUGUUUGUGGAAAUUAAUGUUCAUAAGAAAUCAGUCAGUUGUGAAGAUUGAUAUUUCUGUGAUUCAAAAAAAACUGUCCAAAUGAGUGAUUGUUUAGUUCCAAAUUUGAAAUGAAAGUAUUUGAUUUUUGUA
Messenger RNA from Magnolia sinica, 2055 nucleotides. Its product is annotated as glutathione S-transferase TCHQD. Lineage: Eukaryota; Viridiplantae; Streptophyta; Magnoliopsida; Magnoliales; Magnoliaceae. The record is from RefSeq and is a predicted model, not a curated record. The transcript is spliced from 4 exons. The coding region runs from base 764 to 1567 and encodes 267 amino acids. Gene Ontology annotation, molecular function: glutathione transferase activity.